Athalia rosae (coleseed sawfly) is the source of this 721-nucleotide messenger RNA. RefSeq names its product programmed cell death protein 5 (gene PDCD-5). The coding region runs from base 156 to 539 and encodes 127 amino acids. Gene Ontology annotation, cellular component: cytosol; nucleus. The transcript is spliced from 4 exons. Gene Ontology annotation, molecular function: DNA binding. The record is from RefSeq and is a predicted model, not a curated record. Lineage: Eukaryota; Metazoa; Arthropoda; Insecta; Hymenoptera; Athaliidae.
AUUCAGCUGUUCCCAAGGAAUAUUUCAAGAUGGCCGCAUUUCGUAUUCGACAGUUGCAUUGGUCGGUACCACGGUGAUUCUUCGGUGAAUCAUUCGGAAAGUGAAUCGAGAAAUCCAUCUUUGGGAAAUUACUCUUGCGAAAUAACCUAUCAAGGAUGGCUGAUCCAGAAUUAGAGGCGAUCCGUCAACAGCGGUUAGCCCAGUUACAAUCACAGUACAAAGGUGGAGAUGGCCAGAAUCAACAUGCAGCCGAAGAGAAACGACAGCAAAUACAAGAGAUGAGGCACUCUAUUCUGACACAAGUACUCGAUCAAUCUGCAAGAGCCAGAUUAAACACGUUAUUGUUGGGAAAACCAGAAAAAGGAAGAAUGGUGGAAGAAUUAAUUCUCAACAUGGCUCAGCGUGGACAGCUACCAGGAAAACUAGGGGAACAAGAACUCAUUGGACUCUUGGAAAGCGUGAACCAGCAAACACGAAAAACAACAACAGUGAAGUUUGACAGGCGCAGAGCAGCCUUGGAUUCUGAUGACGACCUAUAGCCUUUCAAAUACAGCCUGUCUUUACAAAUCUUAUCAUUCUUGGCAUGUCAAGUCGGACAAGUGUCAGGUAUCAAAUUUUAAAAACACUCGCUAAUCGAAAUAGGGGGUAUGAAUAUCUCUAUUUACUCUAAGCAGCAAGACUUUUUACUCAUUAUUCGAAUAAAAAAAAUUAAAAUAAUAAA